Messenger RNA from Hippocampus comes (tiger tail seahorse), 1898 nucleotides. It is a transcript of the gene nif3l1, whose product is annotated as NIF3 NGG1 interacting factor 3-like 1 (S. cerevisiae). Gene Ontology annotation, cellular component: mitochondrion; cytoplasm. The transcript has 7 exons. The coding region runs from base 85 to 1278 and encodes 397 amino acids. The record is from RefSeq and is a predicted model, not a curated record. Lineage: Eukaryota; Metazoa; Chordata; Actinopteri; Syngnathiformes; Syngnathidae.
GUAGCGUAAUAUUAAACGGACCAAUCAAAAACGAGCGUAGACUCGCGUCACCGGAAGCCGGAACAAUGCAGCUCCCAACUUCUCAUGUCUCGCUUGAUAUUGACUGGAUGUAAGACCCUUCCAAAGAUAUUUCUGUUGCAAAGCUUCAGAAGCGUUUGGACCAGGUCCAUCCUUCAAAUCGCAUCCUGUAAUUUCUGCUUCAUCCUCCCCCGCUAUUAUUCCUCAUUCCGCCCCAGCCCGAUGGAGCUAAAGGACGUUCUAAAGGUUUUGGAGGAUCUCGCACCUCUCUCGCUGGCUGAGCCAUGGGACAACGUGGGCCUCUUGGUGGAGCCAAGCGAGCCGCGGCCCAUCAAAACCGUCCUGCUGACCAACGAUCUCACAGAGGCAGUCAUGGAUGAAGCCCGGGCCGAAGGCUGCGAUCUCAUCAUCUCCUACCAUCCUCCGCUCUUUCGCCCAAUCAAACGUCUGGUCCAGAACGACUGGAAGCAGCGAUUGGCUAUCAGAGCCGUGGAGGCCAGCAUUGCGGUCUUCUCGCCUCACACGUCUUGGGACAACGUUGGUGGAGGAGUCAACGACUGGCUGGUCGGAGGACUUGGUGGCGGUCGGGUGUCUGUACUGACUCAGGCCUAUGUGGAUUUGCCUUUCAGUCACAUAGUGGAAUUCCAAUGCAAAAAUGACAUAUCGGAUGCACUCUUGUGCGAACUGAAGGCUUUGGAAGGAGUGCUAGUACAAGACCCUCUCAGCUGUGACGCCACCAAGACUCAAGUCAGCCUAUACUGCAGUGGUUCCGCACUGGCUCCGGUGGUUGAUAAAGUGACGCAAUACAUCAUCGCCGUCGACAGGUCCCUCCGCAUUCUUAAGGCAGAAAAGCCUCCUCGGCUGGGCCAUGGUCAGGGGCGACGCAGUGUUUUGGAUGAGCCGGUAACCGUGGCAACAGCCGUGAAGAAAAUGAAGUCCCACUUGGGAUUGAGACACCUACGUUUGGCCCUCGGACAGGGAUGCACGCAAGAAUCCUUUGUGCGGACUGUGGCUGCGUGUGCGGGCUCGGGAGCCUCGGUACUCAGCGGCGUCCAAGCAGAUCUCUAUGUCACCGGUGAGAUGUCUCACCAUGAGGUGCUGGAUGCCGUUGCCAAGGGAACCAGCGUCAUCCUCAGUGACCACAGCAACAGCGAGCGCGGCUAUCUCUCUGUGUUCCGCCAGAAACUGACUGAAAAGGUUCCUGCCGAUGUCAUCGUGAUGGUCUCCAAGGCUGACAGGGACCCCCUGGAGGUUGUGUGAUAAGUAUAAUUCCUGUGAACCCCAACCCUGCCCAGAAUAGCCAAAUUCCUCCCAUAAAUUACACCCGCACUAAAAAGGACUUUGUAAUGGGCUAUAGAUUCCACAAGAUGGCACCAAAGUUCUUUGGAACCGGAUUGCACCAAAGCACUAGUGUCAGCGCAGUUCCUUGCCACCCAAGAUGGAAUAGAAUGUCACCAAAGCACUAUAGUUGUCAAAAUCAAGUCACUCAAUUCCUGCCAAGACUGAUUCUUUGCUCCAAAUGCCAUAACAUGACAUCAAAGUAAUGCUAAUAUUGCAGAAAUUUCCACACAAAAUGUGUGAAAGUGUACCUCUUGUCAGAUUUCUCGAGGCAACCUUGUCGCCUGUCAGUUUUUGUGCUUUUUAAAACACCUGCCAAGGAACUAUGCAGAAGUGAGGGAGGAGUUUUAUUUACAUCAGUACUCUUUAUGCACCAUCUAGGUCUUAUCAAACCCCAAUCGAAGACAAAAAGGAGCACCAACUUGGUUGCAAGGAACUAUGUUGACAUGAGGGGAGGAGCUUCCAUCAGUGUUUUGGCUUGUAGGACUUGAUCCAUAUUUGCAAAGGGUUGCUGUCAUUAAAUGUAUUGCACAAAACAAUGA